AUGGCCCCCGCUGCCCUUGUGGAGCGGGCAAGGGAGGCCGGUGCAGCAGGGGCUGGCGCGGUCGCGCCGUCCGGGUUCGACGACGGGAGGGUGGCGCAGCAGUUGUGGGCGGGAUCCCUCCCUCCCUCCAUGAAUUCCAGCAGAAGCCUCCUCUCGUCGCCCCUCUUUGCUAGCUCGUCUCCAAACUUCAGGAGCAGUACGUCCGUCUCCUCCCCGUCCCCAUCCCGCACCACAGCAGUUCCAAUGAUACAUGACAACACCAGCAGAGCAUCCACGGCGUGCCACUACUCACCGUCUCUUGUGGCAGAGGAGCAGCUUCACGGUUCCAAAGACACCUUGACCUUGAAGGGCGAAAAGGCUUUGCUUGAGUUGCUGCUAGGCAUGGCUCUGGACCAGCACGUCGACGGCGGGAAGCUCAUGCCUGAGGAUACUGAUUUCGAGAGCUAUUUAAAAGAAGCAACAAGCCGAGUGCUUUACCAGCCAGCAUUCACUGAAGAGGAUGAUUCUACUUCGGAGAGCUCUUCAGCAUCAAUAGCCAAACCACCUGGGAGUUUGGAUCUUGGCAUGCUGACAAAGCAGGUGGAAUUGCCAGCAGAAGAAUCAGGCACUUCAGACACCCAGUUGGAUGUACCACAGCCUCACCGUGUGGAUCCAAACCAUUCAUACGAGGGACUGCUCAACAAUGAUCAAGUGUUUAUUAGAUCCACUCGGUUACUUGAGAGGAGAUCUAAGAAACGCAACGCCUACAGGGCUUCGAGUAACGACGUUCCGUGCAGUGGUGUGAACCCAAAGAGAAAAGAGAAGUCAAAGAAGUUUGGCAGAGUUCUUGAUCCAGAUGAGCCUUUCAGGUUGUUUCUACGGGAUCGAGAGACAACAGAGUUCUUGACAGCGAAAGAGGAGAAACAGAUGUUCAGUCAAAUACAGAAUCUUAUGAAGCUAGAGGAGGCUCAGCGUAAACUGCAAGCUCAAUGUGAUCGUGAGCCAACAGUUGCAGAGUGGGCUCAAGCCGUAGGAAUGAGCUGCAGGGAGUUGCAAUCCUGUGUCCGCACUGGAAGACGGUGCCGAGAGAAGAUGGCCCGCUCCAACUUUCGCCUUGUGAUACAUGUCGCUAGGAAAUAUGAAGGACAUGGCCUUGACAUUCAGGACCUGGUGCAGGAUGGAUGUUGUGGGUUGAUGAAAACCUUUGAGAAGUUCAACCCAAGCAAGGGAUGCAGAUUCCCGACCUAUGCCUACUGGUGGAUACGUCAAUCGAUCAAAAAGUCGAUCUUCAAGAAUUCAAGACUAAUCCGAUUGCCGGAGAGUGUGUUUGCACUCCUGAGGAAGGUGGGCAAAGCGAGGAUGGAAUGCAUAAUGGACGGGGAGCAGCCGACGAAUGAGAAUGUCGCAAGGCGUGCCGGCAUCACAAUUGAGAAGCUUGCGAAACUGAGAGCCAAAACCAGGAAACCACGGUCCAUGCAGGAUCGGGUUUGGUCAGAUGACGGUGUCACAUACCAGGAGAUCACUGAGGACCCCAACAUUGAGGCUCCUGAGGUGAGCGUGGACAGGCUGAUGAUGCAGCAGCAGGUGCGCAGCUUCCUGGCAGGGAUGCUGAGCCCCCGGGAGAAGGAGAUCAUCGAGCACCGCUUCGGCAUCCACGACGGGCAGCCCAAGACCCUUCAUGUCAUCGGCGACAUGUACGGGCUGUCCAAGGAGAGGAUCCGCCAGGUGCAGAACAAGGCCCUGGACAAGCUGAAAAACAGCAUCUCGGCACAGGGCUUCCACGUCUACUUUGAUUUGCUAACUUGA
Miscanthus lutarioriparius is the source of this 1785-nucleotide messenger RNA. The record is from the annotation of a GenBank genome assembly. NCBI's taxonomy places the organism in Eukaryota, Viridiplantae, Streptophyta, Magnoliopsida, Poales, Poaceae.